GGCAGCAGCAACGUCCAGAAUUGAGUGCUGACGAGCGGUUGUAUACGGCGGUCUCGAUGGUGUGAUAUGUCGGUGAUGAGGGUCUGACCAGCAGAUACCCUCUGAGCUGAUUGCGCAAUGCCGCAGGAGGAUGAGAGGCGCCGAAGAGUUUCAGGAUGUGUUGAAGAAGGCGGCAGAUGAAUAAAGGUCUCGAGAUCCUGACCGGCGCAUUCCCGAGUGUGCGACGACAAACGAGGGAGAGCGGUGAUCGUCGGGGAGAGAGAACGGGCGCGUGUCGAGUCAGCGGUCGAUGGGGCGAGGUGCGAUUGUGUCGAAUGGUCAAGCAGCGAUGGUGUUAUUGGUGUUGUGGAGGCGGUGAUGCAUGUCAAUGCGUGUGUGUGUGUGCAAUGUGUCGUGUAAUGAAUGUGAGAGUGUUGCGCGCGUAUACGUUGUGCGUGGUGCGAGUGAAUGUGUGGAAGUGGAUGGAGAGAUCGUAGGGCAGCAGGCAGGCAGGCAAGUAUCUAGGUAGGCAGGGAGAAGACAAAGGAACUUCCAACGGCUGGAUGGACGGCUGUGCUC
Molecule: messenger RNA, 558 nt
Organism: Dissoconium aciculare CBS 342.82
Lineage: Eukaryota; Fungi; Ascomycota; Dothideomycetes; Mycosphaerellales; Dissoconiaceae
Exons: 1
Coding region: 177-476 (99 amino acids)
Source: RefSeq, a predicted model, not a curated record